AUUUCAUGAAUAAUCAAGGUGACUGAAUUUUGUGGCGGAAACUGUAAUAUGAUUCUGCUUAUCUCGGUUUAAGAUGGUCAGUGAUAGUGAGGAAGAAGAUACAGUGGUGAAGAUUGGGAAUGUACUGCAGGAAAUUGAUGAGGAGAACUGGAUUACCAUGGGUGGGGUCGAUGAUAGAUCUGCUUGUACAUUUAUAAGGGGAUAUGUAAAACGACAGGCGCUUUACACUUGUCAUACAUGUUUAAACGUAGACGAAGUAAAAGCUGCGAUUUGUUUUCCUUGUGCGAUUGAGUGUCAUUCUGACCAUGAUAUAGUUGAGCUAUACACCAAACGAUAUUUCAGAUGCGACUGUGGAAACUCAAAAUUUGCUGGUGUUUGUAACUGUCUAUUGUGGGAGGUAAUACAAAUCUAGUACUAAAUUUCAAAGGAUAAGGACGAUGAAAAUGAUUUGAACCGGUACGAUGACAAUUUUUCUAACCGAUAUUGCACGUGUCAACGUCCGUAUCCAGACCCGGAUUAUGACGGUGUUGAAGAAAUGAUUCAGUGUGGCAUAUGCGAAAACUGGUUUCACUUGGAGGUAACCUGAUUAUGACUUCCUAAAUUAUCUUAGCAUCUCAACAUGGAUAAAGAAUUCGAACCACCCGAAGAUUAUAACGAGAUGACCUGUUUUAUGUGCGUUAAAAAGUACGCGUUUCUAUUUAUGUAUGCAUAUAACACUGAGGAGACGUUCCGGCAAUCUUUUACAAAGAGUAACAGCUUGACUGAGUUUAUUUAUACUCCAGAUUCUAAAAGGUUGAGGAAAACCGUAAAUGAAGGUACGACUCAUCCGGAAGACAGUUCUUAUUGUCGUUUGUCCAUGUGGGCUAGUAAAAUGAAACAAUACGUGCCUGAGUUCUUCUGUUCGUCUCUUGAUAACUUGGACAACCUCGACCCCAAUCUAGUACCAUCAGUGUUUUGGAUCUCUGAUUGGAGAAGCUUCCUUUGUCGAUGCGAAACCUGCAAGGAAAUGUACAAGCACCUUAAUGUCGAAUUUCUAUUGGAUCCUGAAGACUCAGUAUCCCAUUACAUGCAACUGGGAAAACAGAGGACUAAAUCAAUUAACGAGGAGGAGAAACGCACACUAAAUGAGGCUCUUGCAGAGUUGCCGCAUCCUGCAGCAGUAAAUUUUGCAACGGGUAACUGUCAUAAUGCGGAUUUAUCACGUGAUAUAUAAUUAUGAACUUAUAAGUAGAAAUAAUAGGAACACCUUAUAGAUAUACGCUGAUUAUUUCGUUCAUAUUCCUCGUAAAUAAUUGUUAAAUUCAAUACGGGUUACUUCAUGCUUGAUAUUAUAAUGUUAAUCUAAAACGCCAAAUCAGUAAACCUCUGACAUACUUUGAACAGAUAAAAAACAAAUAAAGCAUACAUGAGAGUUUAUAAGCUCCCAAUAAACAAUACUCCCUGCGUACUUGCUCGCAAAAUUUGUGAUGACAACGUCGGAAUACUAAAAACUCGAGAGGUAUCUACAAUGUUUUCUGGCUCCUGUGCAUCAACGUGUUUUUCUCACGUUUUCAUGUGUCUAUACAUCAUAAAGGUUUUAAUAAGUGUCCUAAAACGAAAACAACAUACAUUUGUCAAGAGAAACAGGGUUUACGCUAGAAUCAAGCAGAGUUAGGACGAGUUCGUCGCAGUUACUGACUUACAUGGUCUUUAUUGUACAAGGUAAUAACUUAUGGAAUGUUCGUUAUAAUACUGAGUGAACAAAAAGUGUUGUAUUAGUAUUUAUUAAGCAAGGACCUGUAAAAAUAUCUCGUGGCUUUUGUAGUAGACGUAUAUCACUAAAUUCAAAGUGUAUUUUCUUGUGAGUUAUUUCAUUUAGGUAUAAAUUAUGGUUAGAUUAUUGAUUUACGUCAACUUUGUUACCAUAAGUUUGCGGAUAUUCAGUGUAUACAGUAUAAAUGUUUGGGUAAAAAACAAUCCAUUACUUAGUGUCUAGGUUUAUAUAGCAGCGCUAGACGACACACUAUUGCUCCCAAAUAAAUAGUAAACUACCAAUAAAGCGUAAGAGUAUAAUAACAUCUUUAGAUCCUAUUCGUACGUUACAACAUUCUAAGUAAAUAUAACUAUCUAUCCGGAAAUAGGUCUCUACUUUGUGAUGUGAACAUCCAUACCCAGAAAACCUAGGUUAAAUGAUGUCAACAAUCAGAUUAUUGUACCUGAAGAGAUAAAUGGUAUCAAUCCCACUUAAAUAGACCUAACAAGCUCUGUAAUUGAAUACACUGACUGUCAUUAGCAUAUUUUCCACAACUAAUAAAGUAUACUUUUAAUGUAGGAUUCGUACGACUGAAAGAGGCUCUGGAAGAAUUUUUCACCAAGAAGAGAGAUAAAAACCACAUUGUAACAGAAUCAGAAGUAAAAGCUUUUUUCGAAGACUUUCGGAAGCGCAGUCAAUCGUAACUACAUUUGACUGAAUAAAUUUCAAUUAAUUUAUUUCCUGGAUUUAUAAUAUAUUCAACCUUGACUGUAAUUAAAUUCCACUCUGAUUAGUGCUCAUCGAUGUCUAUAUUUUGCUGAUAAUCUCUAGUUUUCUUUCCAAUACA
Messenger RNA from Schistosoma haematobium, 2579 nucleotides. Its product is annotated as putative E3 ubiquitin-protein ligase ubr7. The record is from RefSeq and is a predicted model, not a curated record. Gene Ontology annotation, cellular component: cytoplasm. The coding region runs from base 620 to 1213 and encodes 197 amino acids. The transcript has 5 exons. Lineage: Eukaryota; Metazoa; Platyhelminthes; Trematoda; Strigeidida; Schistosomatidae. Gene Ontology annotation, molecular function: ubiquitin protein ligase activity; zinc ion binding.